UCGUCGCUGUCGUUUUCCGCGGUUUUAGCAAUGGCGGCUGUUGUUACCGUUCAGAACUCUGAUGGAUGGUUAUAGCGAAAAUUUAUAGAGUAAAAUCAUACAGUAACUAAAAUGGCUGCUCCAAAGAGCACUCCUAAAGAUGCUCAAGUGAUGUCUGCUAUUCUGAAGGAUAUGGGCAUCACUGAAUACGAGCCAAGGGUCAUCAACCAAAUGCUGGAGUUCACAUACAGAUACGUUACAACAAUCCUCGACGAUGCUCGGCUAUUCUCGUCACACGCGAAGAAGAGGACCGUCGAUGCAGACGACGUACGCUUGGCUGUGCAGAUGCAGGCUGACAAGAGCUUCACGUCGCCCCCACCGAGAGAUCUCUUGAUGGAGAUAGCACGGCAGAAAAACAGCACGCCCCUGCCCCUCAUCAAGGCGAAUGCGGGACCGAGAUUACCUCCCGACCGAUACAGCCUGACGGCUUGCAAUUAUCGUUUCAAGUCUGCUAAAAAGCCCAGAAUUCAAGUAGGACUGCCUCCGCAGCUUGGCCUUUCAACAUUACAGGGGGCUGGCAAUACCGGUAUCCCCAAGGUAUCCCCUGCAUUGAGCCUUGCCAGCAAGACUGGUGCCACAUUGGCGGUUGUUAGUAAGCCGGUCUCAGCUCCCACUGUCACAAUUGUUUCUCGACCUGCCAUGUCGAGCAAGGCACAUCCGACACCAAUUAUCAAGCUUUCGCAAAGACCACAGGUAGCAGUGAACAUGUUGCCUUCAGCAAGCACCAUGCUGACCAAUGUCAGUAGCCCCUCGACAGUGCCUACGCCUCUACAAAGCAUUACAGCAGCAUCAACGCCAACCCCUGAUACGGACUCCUCAGCCGCAUCUGCAACAGCCAUGACCAUGCCCACUGGUUCCCCUCAAGUGAUGCAGCCAAUCAUCAACAUCAAGACUGAAGCCGUUGAUGCUGAUAUAAGAAAACGCAAGAGGGAAGAUGACGAUUACGAUGCAAGCUAAUAAGAUAUGAAAGCUGUAUUUUGUGCUAGCUGCACUUUCAUCACCGUUUAUUUGCUUCUGGAAGAUAACGGGACAAAAACGCGUUUUUAUCCGAUGGUAUGACAUGUGGGAAUGCAGUGGGUAUUUGCUAUUCUGAGUUUUGGUUAACAUUUGUUUCAUUAAAUGAAGAACCAUGCCUCGUAACGGUUAAAUUAUGUGAUGUUGCUAUUGGGAAAAAUUGACUCACUGCUGCGUGUCUAACUAUGCGUUUCUUGACUGUUUUUCAUUAGCUAGCUUCUCUGCGUUAUUUAUCUAAGUGCAUGCUGCUCGAACAACAUUCUGAUGUCAUGAGAACUGUAAUUAUCAAGAAAGAUGCUUCACUAAGACUGUAUUUCUGCAGGUGGAGGUGCAAUACUUCAUCCUCCAAAAAUAUAAAGUGUUUCACACUGUGA
Messenger RNA from Ornithodoros turicata, 1427 nucleotides. RefSeq names its product transcription initiation factor TFIID subunit 9B-like (gene Taf9). Gene Ontology annotation, biological process: RNA polymerase II preinitiation complex assembly; DNA-templated transcription initiation. The coding region runs from base 112 to 996 and encodes 294 amino acids. Gene Ontology annotation, cellular component: transcription factor TFIID complex; SAGA complex. Gene Ontology annotation, molecular function: transcription coactivator activity; protein heterodimerization activity; RNA polymerase II general transcription initiation factor activity. The transcript has 6 exons. Lineage: Eukaryota; Metazoa; Arthropoda; Arachnida; Ixodida; Argasidae. The record is from RefSeq and is a predicted model, not a curated record.